Gryllus bimaculatus (two-spotted cricket) is the source of this 6693-nucleotide messenger RNA. The record is from the annotation of a GenBank genome assembly. Lineage: Eukaryota; Metazoa; Arthropoda; Insecta; Orthoptera; Gryllidae.
AUGCGUGAGAAAGAACGUGCAGCCCUCCCGGAGAAAAUUAGCUGGACGAAACGAUGGAUGAAGCGAAGAUUAAACAAACAGUUGGCUCAUACGGCGGAGAAACGUUCAAGACGUGCUAAGAAGACUGCUGGUCUCCACACUGGUGCAGGACAUUCAAGAAUAAGCAGGUGCAGCAGUGCUGAAGGCCUUAAUGAAUGCUCUGCCGGUGGUGAGAACGUGAUCAAUUUUGUUGGCAAGCAGUACUAUUUGUAUUUGGCAGCAAUGGCCGGGGGAAAAGUAACUGAGGUCAUAUUGUGGUCCAAUGGAGAUAUCACUCGCCAGUAUGACAUGCCUAAAGAUUCUUCCAGUCUAUCCAUGUAUGGUAAUAAUAGAUACCUCAGCGCCCACGGAAAUUCAUUUAAUGGGUCGGUUGAGGACUUUCACGAUGAAACGGGUGUUGUCACUGUGGACUUCAUUUUAAAAAAGAGAAGAAAGUUGAAAUACCUUCUCGAAACUGAAAUUUUAGAACACAUCGAUGACUGGUGGCAUUUCGUGUAUUUACUUGCCGCGUCCGCUGGGUGUGAAGAUAUCGUUUCUUUGCUGAUCGAAAGAGGCGUUUUUGUGGAUUUUUUGGGCGUGAAAGGUCGCUCGGCUCUUCACUUUGCUGCGUCAGCUGGCCACUACAAAAUAGUGAAGUUGCUUCUGGAAAACAGUUCUAGCCCCUACAUCUUGGACGCAGAUGGAAAAACACCUCUUUGUUUGGCGAGUGAGAACGGUCAUCAACGUGUGAUACGAUUAUUGGCAAAAACAUACGAUGUCAUUCCUGAGAUGGAGAUAUUGAAUGAAAGUUCUGACCCAGAUCUGUUUAAAAAGAUGUGCAACAUGGUGGAGAAAACUAUUCGAAUGCAAGCAAGAAGAGAAUUUUGGGCGCAAAAGCGCACUAAAGAACUAGCAUCGCAUCCCGAUGAAGUAACAUGGAGGGAACGAGAGCAGAAACUAAAGUCUAGUAGAGAAAGGGCCUGGAAGAGAAGACCGAGGAAACAGAGAACCAAGUCGGUUUGCGCAGUUGGAUUUAACCUCGAGAACAUUACAAGCGAUGUUUAUGAGUAUGUGGCUGAAUGUAGAAGUGACUGUGUUAAAGGAUGCGAGAAAUUCGAUUCCAAUGCAACUCAAUCAAUAACUGGUUGCCAAAUUACCGAAGAAUUAUUAAGUCAUUUAAUUUUUCUCUCUAGGGGGGGUGAAUCGUGCCUUCAUGUGGCGUCAAAGCUAGGAUUUGCCGAAGUGUUACCAGGAUUAGUUCGUGAAGAAUGUGAUGUCAACUGCUGUGAUUGGAAUGGAGAAACCGCUUUACGUAAAGCUGUGUGGAACGGUCACGAUCAGUGUGUGAAAACUCUACUGCAAUUCGGCGCUUCUGUUGAAACACUUAAUCCAAAAUUUGAUCCUCCGACUCUUCAUUUGGCUGUGAUCAACAGCCAUACGAAGUGCAUCGAACAUAUUUUGGAACGCGGAGCUGAUGUGAAUUUUUGUGACAAGAAUGGCCAGACUGCAUUACAUGCAAGCUCAAAGUAUGGUGAUAGAAAAUGUGCUACGAUCCUUCUUAAACAUGGGGCCGAUACGUCGUGUCUUGAUAAACGUGGAAAUACUGCUUUACAUCUCGCUGCGAAGCAUGGAAAUGAAGAGUCUAUCCUUGCACUUGUUGAUGGAGGGGCCGAGGUCGAUUCACUCGACAAUAAUGGACAAACACCAUUACACCUCGCUGCAUUUUGGGGUCAUGUUGCCUGCAUGUCUCUCCUUUUAGAUCGCGGAGCAAAACUAAGAAGUGAAGACGAGUGUGGUAAUAGUGCUUUGCACUUUGCAGCCCGAAAUAACCAAGACGAAGCUCUAUUUGCUCUCGUUCACAGAGGAGCCGAUGUUAACUCUCAGAAUAACGAACAGCAAACACCACUGCAUAUAAGUGCAUUGGAAGGACAUGUGCCUUGCUGCACCGUGCUUAUAGAAGCUGGGGCGAAACUCGAAAUUCGUAAUGGAGAUGGCUUGAAUGCACUUCACAUUACCGCCUCCCGGGGCCAUCUAGUAUGCAUUCUGUUGCUACUGGAAGGAGGUGCUAAUGUGAAUUCCUGCGACAUGCAGGGAUUAACUGCACUGCACCAUACCUGUGAAAGAGGAUUUGAAGAAUGUGUGACUAUCCUUCUCGAUAACGGGGCAGAUAUAGACCGCGAAGGCAAGUUUGGGAUCACCGCUCUGAAUAUAGCUGACUCCCGUGGCCACAUGGGUUGCAUCUCUAUUUGUUGGCGACGAAGAACGUCUGGUAUGCAUCAGAAGAAUUGGAACGGCAUCAGUAGGUCUACUCUGCAAUGAUAGGAUAGAGAAUUUAUCUCCGUGACGCAGUGCAACGCAGUAUCGCAUUAAUAACGGAAUUAUGCACGGAAUAAACCAGGCAGUAGGUUCCAAAACGAGGAUUCAUCAUUAAAAAGAAAGAACGGAUGAAAGUUAAUCUGUUAUCUGAAUAAGUUUUCACGAUUCUGAAUUAGAUUUUAGGUUAAAAAGUAAUGAAAGUAUUUUGCAUGAAUUUUAAAAUCUUUCUUAACAUUUCUUGAAAUACUUCACGUGAACACGAAAACAUGCCACGUAAAAAUGUCACGAGAAGUGGACCGGAAAAAACACACCAUGGAGGAAAUACAGAUUUAUGUGUUGCAGCUAGUAUUGGUUUUCAUGAAAAAGUUUCCACUUUGCUGUGCAAAGGAGCACCUCCCAAUGCAAAAAACUCAACCGGUAAAACAGCUCUUCAUUUGGCGGCUAUGCAUGGGUUUACGAGUAUUGUACAUACGCUUCUGGAUUAUGAUGCUUCACCUUUCAUUUGUGACGAUUCGGGGCACACUCCGCUAGAUCUUGCUCUGGAGGGAAAUCAACAAGAAGUCGUGGAUCUUUUAUGUUACACAAUGAACAGUUCCCGAAUUCGCGAUACCUACUCCUGGUCGGGUGAACAAAAUAGAUAUCCAAAAGUUCAAUAUUGUAAUAAUUCUUCUCUAAUCAGCGCAGUACGAAAACGCAAAGCAAAAUUUGUGAGAGAAGCUGUCGAUGCGGGGAGUUUUUUGGAAGAGAAAGACUCGGAAGGAAAUACUGCUGUUUGUGUGGCAGCUAAAAUGGGGUUAGAGCAUAUAGUUCCUCUUGUGUUGGAUCACGGAGCAUGUGUGAAUGUAAAAAAUAACUUCGGCAGAACCCACAUGGCUGUAAUGGGAGGAAGUAAAAUCAUUGUAGAGAUUUUGUUAAAGAGCAAUGCUUCUCCGUAUGUACGAGAUAGAAAUGGGUCAACUCCUUUAGAUCUAGCUCGCGUUAAUAAUUGUAAAAAAAUCGAAGAGGUUCUUCAAAAUAAGUUACAUACUUAUAUGAAUGCAGUUAACAAGUAUGAGUGUGCUGGAUUUGAAAAAACCUGUCUGCAUCUUACAGUGCACGAACAAUGCUUGGACACUCUAGGACAGGCCGUGAGAAGUAAUGGUUGUUCGCUGAAGAAAAUAAACCUUGCUCCGCGGAGAAAAGCGGCAGAGAUGAUUCUGCAUCCUACAGAAGCUCUCCAAUCGCAGUAUUCUGAAGAACCCGUCAAUAGCGAAGAAGAUUUCAAUAGAUUUCGUAAGAUCGCAGACAUGAUGAAACAGGCAAGAGUGAUUUUUGUUGCCCAACAUCGCGCAAAGAAGAGACGCUUUUGCCAACUUCAAGAACGCAGUAAUUAUCAUGUUGUAAAUAAUGACGGGGUCCUUUUGAAGAAAUGCCUGGAAAGAAAGCAAUCACAUCGCGACAGAAUGAGGCGAAGGGCAGGCAUGAUGAAACACAUGAGUGCCGAUCAACAAAAGCUUCAAAACACCACUCGGCGUAAGCCUGAGAAUGCUUGGAAACGAUUAAAUAAAAUUGAACGAAGACGCUUUGUCAAUAACACUGAAAAGCGCUUCCCACAGUUCGAGUCGGUUCUUCGAGUUCGAGAAAAUGCUAAAUAUACCUCUCUGUUUCCUACGUCACAUGUCGAGGAAUUCCCAACACUUGUACACGUGAAAUCUGGAAAGAAGAAACAAGAGAACUCUAAAGAAAGGGAGGUUCGUGUAAUGCCAACGUCGGCAGAUGAUAAAUAUGAAGACCGAGUUAUUAUGAAGGUUCUUAUUGAAGAUUUAUUAAAAGCUGCUAGAGAAAGAAAUAACAGAAAAAAUUACAGGAAGUCUCUGAAAAAAUACAAGAAAUUACGAAAACAUACCGAUAACCCAGUAGAUGCGAAUUUUUUAUUUCCAAAUGUGCAGACGAUUCGUGAUAAAAACUUGACUGAUUUCGAUUUCUGUGCCUCGUGUGGUGGUAAAAAUGUCCCAAAACAAGAUCCUGGCGUGGGUAUUGACCAAAAGCUAUCCAAAAGAAAAAGUAUCAAGAAUGCUACGAAGGGGAAAAAAAGGAACGAGAAUCAACCGACAAGCAAGCAGAGAUAUCUUUGACUGACGGAAACAAGUUCUUCGCAGCCAGACAUUGUAUUGGAGCAACCGAAAACAAAUCGUCUUUUGACUGCUUCGUGAACGCUGAAAUGGUUACUAUAUUCAACGCGGUUCUCACCGGGAGAAAACACCUUGUAAACAAAGUAAUUGCUGCAAAAGUGUAUCUCGAUGCACAGGAUCCGGAUGGAAAUACUGCUCUUUGUUUAGCAGCUGAGAAGGGUUUAACCACGAUUGUUUCACUUUUACUUGAGAAUGGGGCGUGUCCUUCAACUGUAAAUAACAUUGGCCGGACUGCUCUUCAUUUAGCUGCCCUAGGAGGCCACACGAACGUAGUCGAGAAAUUGUUAAGUCAAGGAGAAUCUCCCCUUGUACGCGACGCUUUUGGGGCAUCUUCCCUGGAUCUAGCUGAGCAAGGACGUCAUAAGAAAGUCAUCGCUAUUUUGAAAAAAUACUUGGUAAACGAGACGGAACGUACUUCAGGAAAAGAAAAUGGUACCGAAAUUUUGGAAAACAGUGUGGAAACGGAAGCCAGCAAUGUUAAUUCUAAAGCGUCCCAAAGUUUGAAGAGUAAGAAUUCAAGCAUGCUUCUUCAGGCAGCUGGUCAGGGCAAUUUAAAACGAAUGCAGUUUCUCAUAGAUGAUGGUGUGCUUCCUAGUUUACGCAACAGUAAAGGUUUGACAGCAUUACACGUAGCGUGUAUCAACGGGCAUAUCGAGUGUUGCAAGCUACUUCUCAAUCGGGGAGCAAACGUUGCAUCUGAAGACGUGUAUGGUAGAUCGUCUCUUCACUUGGCAUCCUCCAGAGGACAAAUACAGUGCAUAAAUAUUCUUUUAAAACAUGGAGCAAAAAUUGAAAAAGGGGACAAAAAUGGAAUGAACGCACUUCACACCGCUGCUAUUAACGGCCACGCCGACUGUAUCACGUAUCUGGUUGAGAAUGGAGCAGACGUUUCAAGUCGCGAUGGAAGAAAUCGAACUGCCCUCCAUAUAGCUGCAAAGAGCGGACAGGCUACGUGUGUGAGUGUACUACUGAAACACAAGUCGCUUGUUUCCUGGAAGGACCGUUUGUACCGUACGCCGCUGCAUCGGGCUUCAUAUCAUGGGCAUUUAGAUUGCGUGUUGAUUUUACUAAAGCACGGUUCCGACUUCAGACGCAAAGAUGGCUUUGGUGAAACGGACGUUCUGAAAACAGCAAUAGGUGGACACACCGACUGUAUGCGGGCUCUUUUGGAUGCAGGCGCGGACAUAGCCGCCAGAGAUAAAUCUUACAACACUGCUCUUCAUUUGGCGGCCAUCCACUGCCACGAAGAAACUGUGAAGUUUCUUCUACAGGCUGGCGCAAACCGUGCAGCAAAGAAUAAGGAGAAACUUACUCCUUUGAAAGUGGCUGGCAAUGACACGGUCCGCUCCUUACUUUCAUAAUCUAUUGUCUUUGGGGAAAUACAUAAUAUUUGCGCCGUAAAAAUACAAAAUAAGACCGUAAAAAACACUUUCUAGAGUUUUACAUUUCUUGAAGAUCAAUUUUUGUCAGGGUAUUCAAUUAUUAGUAAACAAUGUUCAGCAAGACACGCUAAGGUAGUGAAAUGUAACAUUGCAAAUGAUUGCCAAAAUUGUGGAGGCCGUAACAUCACUGCAUCAAAUGUCUCAUUUACGAGUAACGCACACUUCGUACAUAUGUUUACUCCAAUAAUACACUUUUUGUGACACGUCAAAAGAACAUGUUUAUAAAAAUAGAUUUCCUGUUUUCUCUGUUACCAGCUUUCAGCGUGUACGUUUUAAAGAUGUCAUUUACAAAAGCCCCGUGGGUUUGUAAUGUCCGGCAUUCCGGGACGAGUCGCGUCACUGUCGCGGUGGCUGACGUUCCGGCCAACAUAUUGUGGUCUUCCUCAGUGCGUACCGCUUCCAAAUGGCUAACAUUGCCGCCUAACAUUCCCUGUGGACCCGUCGGCUAUCCAGCUGGCCGGAGCACCAUUCUAUCCUUUCCCCCUCCCAAACAGGCUUUCGCCCUCACGACGGUGUGUUUGAACACAAUUACCUCGUUGAGACGCUUAUUAACAACGCUAAUCAACAAAAGGGCAACCUAUCUUCCUUGACUUUUCCAACGCCCAAUCCCACACUCUGGUAUCCUUACGACCCUUCAGGCCUCGGGCGCCGACGCCAUUGUUUCCGACCUUUACUCUGAUUGCUCCACCUCCUCGGCGGCGAUGGUGUAACGGUUAGCGUACUGGACUGUUGUACCCAAGUUGGCG